UCAGCACAGAGCUUCCUGUACACAGACUGUCCUGAUCUGGGUGAAGUGGAGGUUGUCGUGUUUUGGGGUCUCUCUAUAGAUGACAGCGGGGAGGAUGAAGAUGAUGACCCCCCUCAUCCUGAUUAUUCUGGGGGUGUCAGGGGUGGAGUGUGACAGUCACUCUCUGCGGUAUUAUUACACUGGAGUCUCCUCUCCGGGAUCCGGACUCCCUGUGUUCUCUUCAGUCGGAUAUGUGGAUGAUAAGGAGAUAUCAAAUUAUAACAGUGACACCCGACAAUAUCUUCCCAAGACUGAGUGGAUGAAGAAACUGGGAUCUGAUUACUGGGAGGAGGAGACACAAUUAGGUCGGGGCAAUGAGGCUGUUUCCAAGCACAAUAUAGAGACAGCGAUGAGCCGAUUCAACCAGACUGGAGGGAUCCAUAUUGUACAGGAGAUGUACGGCUGUGAGCUGAGAGAUGACGGCACCACUGAGGGGUAUAAUCAUCAUAGAUAUGAUGGGAGAGAAUUCAUGUCUCUGGACACACAGAAUGGGAUUUAUAUCCCGACCAUGAAUGAGGCUCAGAUCACCACACAGAGAUGGAACAGUCCGGAGGAGAGACAGGGGGAGAGAUACAAUAAUUAUCUGGAGAAUGAAUGUAUAGAAUGGCUGAAGAAACACAUCAACAAUGGGAGAGAAGAUCUGGAGAAGAGAGUGCCCCCAGAGGUGAAGGUGUGGGGUCAUCGUCAGUCGGAUGAUGUGACCAGACUUCAGUGUCUGGUGUACGGGUUUCACCCCCGACCUGUGGAUGUGAAGUGGAUGAGGAAUGGGACAGACCAUAUUCCUUCAUAUGAAAUGACUCCAAUUCUCCCCCAUCCUGAUGGCACCUAUCAGAUCAGAGUCAGUGCGGAAGUGCCAAACAAGGAGGAAGACUCUUACUCCUGUCAUGUGGAGCACAGCAGUCUGGGGGAAGAGACUCUCAGUGUGAUAUGGGAUUUAUCUUUGUCAGAUCCACCAAGCAAUGGUCCUUCAGUCGGAGUGAUCGUUGGAGCUGCUAUUGGAGUCAUUGUUGUUCUUGCUAUUAUUAUUGCAAUUGUUUUAUUGAUAAAGAAGACAAGGGCUGGCUAUAAGAGCACCAACACUUCUGACACCACGUCUGACAACUCCAACGCAGAGAAGGCCUGAAUGUCCACAAAGGAGAAGAAUGCGGACUGUUUCCUUUGUCUGUAUACAUGUAUAGCUUGGCUUCUUUCAGUUUAGAAAUACGCAUUUUGUGAUUUAGGGAGAACCUGUCAUAUUCCAUAAUCGGGCAUCUCAUGUGCAGAUACAAUUACCGUAGCUGAUAUUAGGAUUGUUGGGAACAUUCGAUAAUGAUUGUUUGAAAUUUUAGGAUCUGUACCACUCAUACCAGAUAUUUGUCUGGUGCACUUUAUAUUAUAUACAUUCAGCAGCUGGUGGGUUACAUAGGAACCAUCCUGUCUGCUAUACGAUUUGUUUCGAGAGAAAAUUUCAUAGAUGUUCAUAGCUAUUUUUUUAUAAAAAUAUAACAUUUUUAUUAUAAAUACAUAAAUAAAGUUGAAUUCUAAAAAUCCUUUACAUAACACAGAUAAUAUACAAACAUCCAAUCAAAACAUUUCAUUAGCUAGUGGAGAAACCACACUGGUAACAAGACUUUAAGGAAGAUCGCUAGAUUCUUUCCAUAGUAACAUAAAUGUCCUGAAAGUGUGGCUCAACACCUGCAGCAAUAGAUUUAAUAGAUUGAAUUUGAUUGGAGAAAAUUAGGGCUUGACAUGUUUCACGUGCGGACACGCUUCUUCAAAAGCAUAGUAUAUUUGGCGAGAAUAUAAAAGGACUGAAGUUGG
Molecule: messenger RNA, 1839 nt
Organism: Rana temporaria (common frog)
Lineage: Eukaryota; Metazoa; Chordata; Amphibia; Anura; Ranidae
Product: class I histocompatibility antigen, F10 alpha chain-like
Exons: 8
Coding region: 80-1162 (360 amino acids)
Biological process (GO): immune response
Cellular component (GO): external side of plasma membrane
Source: RefSeq, a predicted model, not a curated record